Messenger RNA from Meloidogyne enterolobii, 249 nucleotides. The record is from the annotation of a GenBank genome assembly. NCBI's taxonomy places the organism in Eukaryota, Metazoa, Nematoda, Chromadorea, Rhabditida, Meloidogynidae.
AUGUUUGAAUACUUGGGCAGAAUGGUUGGUCGAAGUUAUGAAGAAACUUUUCAAUCACUGGCAAAAUGGCUUAAAAGCGCUGAGUCAAAUGCUCGCAUUGAAAUUUUGAAAACUUUGACCAAAAUGCUUCAUGGUCUAGGCUCUGGAACCUUUCCAAUUUUUAAAGAUAUUUACAAAUGUUUGGCCAAAGCUCUUUUUGAUAGGGUAAUGCCUGUGAGGGUGGCAGCUGCAAAUGUAAAUAUUUUUUGA